AUGGAGAAAUUGUCAACGGAUCUUGAAGAAUGGCUUAGAGCAACUGGUUUGACCAAAUCUCCUGAUGUACGAGGCGUCAUUGCGCCACACGCAGGUUAUUCGUACUCUGGUCGUGCAGCUGCUUAUGCCUUUGCUAACAUUGAUCCCACUAACAUAUCUCGGAUAUUUCUUCUCGGUCCAUCUCACCAUUAUUAUACUCCAAAAUGUGCCCUUUCGACUGCAACAGUUUACAAAACCCCUAUAGGAGAUCUACCUGUUGAUGUGGAGAUGAUUAAGGAGAUAAGAGCUAUGGGGAAAUUUGGAAUGAUGGAUCUCCGGGUCGAUGAAGCUGAGCACAGCAUGGAAAUGCACUUGCCGUAUUUGGCUAAAGUAUUUGAAGGGCACGAUGUGAAAGUUGUACCCAUCUUGGUUGGAUCAGCAAGUGCAGAAAACGAAGCCAUGUACGGUGAAUUGCUAGCCAAAUAUGUUGAUGAUCCCAAGAAUUUUUUCUCAGUGUCCUCUGACUUUUGCCACUGGGGCUCGAGGUUCAAUUACAUGCAUUAUGACCACAAUCAUGGUCCAAUACACAAAUCUAUUGAGGCACUAGACAAGAUGGGAAUGGAUACAAUAGAGACAGGAGAUCCAGAUGCCUUCAAGAAGUACCUUCUUGAGUUUGAUAACACCAUUUGUGGUCGCCAUCCGAUUAGUAUCUUUCUCCAUAUGCUAAAACAUUGCUCAAGCAAGAUCAAGAUCAAUUUCCUGCGGUACGAGCAGUCAAGCCAGUGCCAGACAAGGCGAGACAGCAGUGUUAGCUAUGCAUCUGCUGCAGCCAGGUUGGAAAAUUGA
Thlaspi arvense is the source of this 825-nucleotide messenger RNA. NCBI's taxonomy places the organism in Eukaryota, Viridiplantae, Streptophyta, Magnoliopsida, Brassicales, Brassicaceae. The record is from the annotation of a GenBank genome assembly.